GGCCCCCUUUUCCUGUCUUUACUUCUCUCCUCUCUUUUCGUGCCCGUCGCUCCAUGGAUCCCCUCUUCUCUCUCUGCAUCACACGUCCACUCGUGAGACUCGAGGAGGUCAGACUGACCAGAGAUACGUCAACACUAAUGGUUUAAUUAAUACUUUGCCAACUCGCCUUACACUCGCUCAACCCACACUCGCUUUUACCUAUUUUUAUUUUUUUUGCAAUCGCCUUCUCCCGUUUAUUCGUCUACAACGCGAUCCACAAACGAAAGGAAGCCAUUGCCCAAACUCGCUCGACAAGUGAUCCGAAAGCCGUCGAUAUCCCACCCCAGAGAUCACCACCGAAGCCUUAACUGGUCUUUGGAAAAAUAGAUAGAGCGCUGUUGACUGCCGGCCAUCGCUCCUGUUUCGUUUCACCCGCGGACCGACCGAACCCAGCACGACCGACGUGUUUCCCAUCCUUCCUUAGCCGUGUUUUGCCUCGGGUAUUACACGGCUCCUACUUGCCGGCUGCCGUCGUCGCCCGGCUUUAACUGCAACAAAGGAACUUGGCCUGGCCAGCCUUGGCUGCCUUCUUCACUCGCUCGUCGUUUCCUACUUUGAAGGGAGGACCAUAAGAGGGGAGAAACCGGCCCAACACUAGCGAUCAAGCAAGGCCGAAGCCAGAAAAUAGCCGGGUCGAUUCACACCGUUACGCGGCCGACACUCAACGGCCAUCGCCCUUUGCGCGACAGCCAACAUCGACAACAUCGAUUUCAAUCCCACCACUCCAACAUGAAAUCCACGAUAUUCUCGCUCGGCGCUACCGCCUUGGUGUGCGCGUCGACGGUGCUCGGCGCGGACCUCAAGUGCUCGCUGACCAAGAAGUGCCCCAAGGAGGCCCCUUGCUGUGGACUCUACGGCGACUGCGGCACUGGGGCCUUCUGCCUCGGCGGCUGCGACCCGCGCAUGUCCUUCUCGCUCGAGUCGUGCAUGCCGGCGCCGACGUGCAAGAGCCAAAAGUACUCGUUCAACAACCUCGACAAAGUGGCCGAUAUCUCAAAGUACCUGGGCGACCCCAAGAAGUCGGACUGGGUCGCCCAGGGCGAGCCGCUCGUGUCGGACGGCGCCCUGCUGCUGACGAUGCCGCCGCGCUCCGUCGGCACCGUCUUGUCGUCGACGGCCUACAUGUGGUACGGCAGCGUCAAGGCGAAGAUCAAGACCUCGCGCGGCGCCGGCGUCGUCACGGGCUUCAUCCUGUUCAGCGACGUCAAGGACGAGAUCGACUACGAGUGGGUCGGCACCGAGCUGGAGGUUGCGCAGACCAACUACUACUUCCAAGGCAUCCCCAACUACGACAACUCAAAGAACAUCUCCCUCUCCAACACCUAUGACAACUGGCACACGUACGAGAUCCAGUGGACCCCCGACGAGAUCACCUGGCUCGUCGACGGCCAAAAGGGCCGCACCAAGAAGCGGUCCGAGACGUGGAACGCCACGGCCAACCAGUGGAACUUCCCCCAGACCCCGUCGCGCGUGCAGCUCUCGCUCUGGCCCGGCGGCGCCGAGACGAACCCCAAGGGCACCGUCGACUGGGCCGGCGGCAAGAUUGACUGGAACAACCACGAGGACAUCAAGAAGCACGGCUUCUACUACGCCAUGGUCGAGUCGGUCGAGGUCAGCUGCAUGAACAGCCCCAACGCGCCCGGGACUAGCAAGGGCUCGGGGUACUGGUACACCGACUACAGGGGCACCAACGACACGGUCCGCGACGGCGACAAGCGCACCACCCUCAAGUCCCUCGCCGGCUCCGGCAUCGACAUGGACGCCGGCGGCUCCGACGCCUCGUCGUCCACGUCCGGCGGCUCCGCCUCCUCCCCUGCCCAGACGGGCGCCUCGGCACCCGCGCCCCAGGUCCCCGGAGGUAGCCUCGUCGGCCCCGGCGCCGACGGCCGCGUCGGCAGCGACGGCAGCGCCCCCGCGCCGCCCGCCGCCGACUGCAACUCAAAGACGUUUGUGCAGACGUGCGGCCAGCAGCCGAAGAGCCUCGCCGCCCGCGCCGCCCCGUCGUCCCUGGCCGGCGGCGCCCUGGCCGUCGUGGCUGCCCUGGUCGCCGUCGCUGCGCUAUGAGGGCGGGGGGACUGGUUCAUAGCUGGAUGACCUGGUGUGGUGAUGGAGUUUCUUGUGUCCCUUUAUAUAUAAUGUUGGUUUUGCGUCAUCUUCCGUCGAUGGUUUCUGCUUUCAGUAAUGAACGACCUGGGAACACCUAAUUACGGCUGGCGUCUAUGGCGCUUCAAUAACUCACUGACGAAUGUUCAAAUGGUAUUCUUUUUCCGCUUUGUAUUCUCAGUGCGAUUGACGUUUAGCCCAUGACCUUUCACUCAAUACUUGGGGUUUGUGUGAAUGUACGUACUAAAUAAUGCU
Molecule: messenger RNA, 2397 nt
Organism: Gaeumannomyces tritici R3-111a-1
Lineage: Eukaryota; Fungi; Ascomycota; Sordariomycetes; Magnaporthales; Magnaporthaceae
Product: cell wall glucanase
Exons: 3
Coding region: 769-2103 (444 amino acids)
Biological process (GO): carbohydrate metabolic process; fungal-type cell wall organization
Cellular component (GO): fungal-type cell wall
Molecular function (GO): glycosyltransferase activity; hydrolase activity, hydrolyzing O-glycosyl compounds
Source: RefSeq, a predicted model, not a curated record